UUCUAUUUUCCGGGAACAACAACAAGCACGUUGUUCGUUGUUCACAACAGAGUGGCGAAGUGUAGACACGGCCUUGCAGAAUAUCUAAGUAUAUGUCUAAGUCCGUGGUGAGGGUAACUGAUCUAUCAGAAUAUAUUAUUAUAUAUCAACACCUCAUCUAAAAUGGCUGAAGCAAAGAAAGCCGCAGCAAAGAAAGCUGAAGCAGAAAAAAAAAUGGAGGAACUGAAGAAAAAAAUUGAUGAGGAUCUUGAGAAAUACAUUGCAGAUGUGAUCGCAAAAAAUAAAGAAAACCCUGCUGAUGAAGAAGUAGAGGAGACCGAUGAAGAAUGGGAGGAAAGAAUAAAUAAAUUGAUGAAGCAUCCAGCUUUUGCCAAGGAAGUUGACUUCAGUCAACCACUCCAUCCUGCUAUGGAAGGUCUGAUGAGGCUAAAAUAUGAAGAUGAAGACCCAACAGCUAGAGCCGAGUCAUUCAAGGAAGAUGGUAAUGAAGAAUUUAAAAAGAAAAGAUAUGAUAUCGCCACUGACAACUAUACUGAAGGUAUAAAAUGCGAAUGUCCUGACAGACAGCUUAAUGCAGUUCUUUACAGUAACAGAGCGGCCGCUCAGUUCUUUCGAGGUAACUACAAAUCAGCAUUACUUGACUGUAUAUUUGCCAGAAAGUUUAAUUCAACUCAUAUGAAAGCUAUUGUAAAAGGUGCCCAGUGUUGUAUGGAAAUGAAGAAGUACAAAGAGGUUGACAGAUGGUGUUCGGCUGGAUUGAUGGUGGAACCGAAAAAUGAAAAACUUCUGGAAAUGAAACUAAAAGCAGAUAAAUUGCUGAAAAAACAAGAAAGAGACAAACGGAAAGAAGAUACAAAGGAAAGAAAAGAACAAGCAGAAGAUAUGAAACUAAUCGAAGAAAUUCAGAGUCGAGGAAUACAGUUAGCAGGUUUGAAGUUAACAAACAGUAAAAUACACCCCAGUCUCCUGACCAAUCUGGAGCUACCUAACUCUGGGAAUGCCAAAGUUCAUGUGGAUGCUGACAACAAGUUAGUGUGGCCGGUUCUGUUUAUGUAUCCCGAGCACACACAGACCGACUACAUCGAAGCCUUUAGGGAGGACGUCAGGUUCAUAGACCACAUAGAGAACAUGUUUGGACCACACCUUGAGCCAGCUCCCUGGGACACGGACAAAAAGUACAAACAAGACAGCAUUCAGGUAUAUUUUGAGGAUAAAGAAAAAGAGACACUCUACGCGGUCGACAGUAAUGCUACUUUACAUCAGGCCCUGUCCCAAAUUAUUAAUUUUCAAGGUGAAGGUUUUGAAAUUUUAAAACCAUUCCAAAUUAAAUGGUAG
Molecule: messenger RNA, 1335 nt
Organism: Pecten maximus
Lineage: Eukaryota; Metazoa; Mollusca; Bivalvia; Pectinida; Pectinidae
Product: tetratricopeptide repeat protein 4-like
Exons: 11
Coding region: 163-1335 (390 amino acids)
Molecular function (GO): Hsp90 protein binding
Source: RefSeq, a predicted model, not a curated record